This is a messenger RNA of Microdochium trichocladiopsis, 1332 nucleotides long. RefSeq lists its product as uncharacterized. Bases 1 to 1332 code for a protein of 443 amino acids. The record is from RefSeq and is a predicted model, not a curated record. The transcript has 6 exons. Gene Ontology annotation, cellular component: nucleus; cytoplasm. Lineage: Eukaryota; Fungi; Ascomycota; Sordariomycetes; Xylariales; Microdochiaceae.
AUGGACACCCCAAAGGUGCCUGCGCCGAGGGACCAGGGCGAGAGGGAAAUACUGAGUAAUCUCGUCGGCAUUCGCGACGAACUCCUGCUGCGCAAGAUGGACCGCACAACCUAUGUUCGGUCGCAAGAUGUUCUUGGGCUGUACGACCGGACGGUGGCUGAAGUAAAGAAACUCAACGAGAUCCGCAAGGAGAAACCUCCGGCUGAGGAAAACCAAGUGGACAGAGUCGUGGAUAGCUGCUUCCAGCUGUUCUCUUUGUUCUUUAUGACGAUCGGCCGCAACAACGAAGUGCCAGUUGCGUACGCCUUGACAUCAACCAUCAUCCGCCUGCUCGACCACCUGACCGAGGCCGAACGCUUCACGAGUAAGGAUCUUGAAAGCCUGUCGCACACCCUCGAUCGAGUCACCGACAUCGUACAACAGGGCUCGGCCGAGCCGUUUGUGGAGGACAUGAUCAUGAGCCGCAUCCAAAGAUGUCGCGCAUCUCUGAGGAAUCUGCGAAGCAAGCUCGACGAGCUCGAUCCCACGCUGCGACCGGUAGCCGACGAGCUUGUCCAGAUACUUAGGCAAAUGGCCGUGGUUGCGACAAGGAAGCAAUUCUCACCCAAGGAGCUUCAGAAAAUCAAGGCCCAGGUGCAGGAGAUUGGAGCAAAGCGUGUUGAUGGCCAGUUCUUGGGCGAAGACGGGAAGCCACUGGAAGGGAGUCAAAAGAUCUCCGAAUUCCUCGAGCGCAUGGUCAUAUACAUUGACGAUGCUUUGGAAAGACAAGGCGUCAUCCCCGACAAGUGGCGCCCGAUAUACGAUGUUCUGAUCGGUAUUCGGAACGAGCUCGACAAGCUAUCACUCACGCAAGCAUGGUCCCUUCGUGAGACAGAUCUCUAUGAUUUCCAGCGACAACUGGACAAGAUUGAUGAGGCCCGGGUCGAUGGAAACUGGUUGGACGACCAAGGACGGCCAGCAGAGCCUCACGUCCACAAGACACUUUUAUACUUGAUCCGAAGAUCAUAUGGCUAUAUUUACCACCUUAUGAUCACAUCUGAGCCAGUAUCCGAGGCACUCCUGCCAGUGUACAAUCAACUACAGACCUUGAAGCGUUGUCUAAUUGAGGUCAAGAAGAGUGGUGGUGUCGCGUCCGUGCGAGAGCUGUAUCCAUACAGCAUGAAGCUCAACUCGAUCGACAACAUGCGGGUGGAUGGCAAGUUCAUGGUGGGUGACGACAUUCCCGAGGGCCAGGGCGCCGUGACGGAGCUCCUGUCGGAAUGCUUUGAGCUCAACUACGAGCUGCGGGUCGCUGUGGACUCGGAGCAGCAAUCAAACAAGGGGGAGUCAUGA